CAAUUCACCUUAGUCGUGCAUUGCGGCUAUCAACUAUAUUCAAAUACCGCCAUGCUUACGCUCUUCAACCAGCACUGAUCCUGUUCUUCUUCUUUCUCUCUGUUGAUCUAUCUCACUUCACCGACCAAUGGUUUCUUCUAAUUUUUUGACAAUGUUAUUCCUCUUUCUUUCCCUUUCAUUCGCCCCAACACAACAAUCUUCCAAGCCCAAAGCACUAUUGCUUUCAGUGACCAAAGACCCCUCAACUCUACAGUACUUAACCCACUUCAACCUUGGAACCCCAUUUGUUCAGAAAAGCCUAGUCGUUGAUCUUGGAGGAAGAUAUCUAUGGAUAGAAUGUACAAAAGAUUACAAAUCAUCCACCCAUAAGAGUGGCAUUUGUGGGUCGGCUGCUUGCUUAGUAGCCAACUCUGAUAAUUGUACUGUAUGCUUAUCUGGCUCUAGGCCAAAGUGCCUCGACAAGCACAGGAGACCUUGUUAUAUCUACCCCGAAAACACUGUCGACAAUGGACCCGCUCAAUUCGGAAACCUCUCCUUGGAUAGAAUUUCACUUCAAUCCACAGAUGGCAUUACAUCUGGGCCAUUUGUUACAAUUAACAAAUUUAUCUUCGCCUGUGCCACUGAUAAGCUCCUCAUGAAUCUUGCCAAAGGUGUCAAGGGAAUGCUUGGACUAGGAAGGCAUCCUGCUGGGUUAUCAAUUCAGCUUUCGUCUGCAUUUGGUGGAAGUUUGCGUCGAAUUUUUGCUGUAUGUUUGCCUUCCCAAUCCAAAACCAAUGGGGUAAUCGUUUUUGGUGACUCAAAUUAUUUGUUCUACCCAGAUUAUAACACAUCAAAGACCAUUAAUUUAUCUUCCAUUUUCACUUACACACGACUUGUUGUCAAUCCCGUAAGCACGUCCAAAAUUUACGAAACGGGAGAGGCGUCGGCUGAUUACUUUGUUGAUCUUCAGUCGGUUAUGGUGAACAACAAAAUAGUUCCAAUUAACUCUUCAUUGCUUACUUUCAAUGAGUGGGGCUUCGGUGGAACAAAAUUAAGCACAGUCAAUCCAUACUCUGUUCUUGAAGCAUCUAUCUACAGUGCUUUUGUGAAGCUGUUUGAUGAUGAGAUUAUUGCAACUCGUAAUAUCAGCAAGGUUGCAGCUGUGGAGCCUUUUGCUGAAUGUUACAGCAUUGGGCAGGUGGGUGUUGCAUUAACCGGGCUUGAUGCCCCUUCUAUUCGGUUUGUGUUUAAGGACAACACUUUCUGGGAACUCCAUGGAGCUAAUUCAAUGGUGCAGAUCAGUCGUGAUGUGAUGUGUUUGGGCUUUUUGGAUGGCGGUAAUCAGGUGACGAUAUCAAUUGUGAUAGGGGCGCAUCAAUUGCAGGAUCAUCUUCUUCAAUUUGAUCUAGAUGCUUCUAAGCUAGGAUUUACUUCUAGUCUUCUCUCUAGAGGAAUUAAAUGUUCCAACUUCAAAUUCUGAGAGGACAGCAGUUUGCAUUAAUGCUGCAGAUGCCAUUGUUGUAUGAUGAUCUGUGGUAAUGUGUCUUGAUUACAGUAAUGAUAAUAAAACUCUAUUCCUCUAAUAAAAGUACAUUAACAAGUUAACAA
Mangifera indica (mango) is the source of this 1587-nucleotide messenger RNA. Its product is annotated as probable aspartic proteinase GIP2. NCBI's taxonomy places the organism in Eukaryota, Viridiplantae, Streptophyta, Magnoliopsida, Sapindales, Anacardiaceae. The transcript has a single exon. The coding region runs from base 128 to 1459 and encodes 443 amino acids. Gene Ontology annotation, molecular function: aspartic-type endopeptidase activity. The record is from RefSeq and is a predicted model, not a curated record. Gene Ontology annotation, biological process: proteolysis.